Molecule: messenger RNA, 5040 nt
Organism: Betta splendens (Siamese fighting fish)
Lineage: Eukaryota; Metazoa; Chordata; Actinopteri; Anabantiformes; Osphronemidae
Product: mucin-2-like
Exons: 5
Source: RefSeq, a predicted model, not a curated record
ACAACUGAAGCAACAACAACUACAACUGAAGCAACAACAACCACAACUGGGGCACCCACAACAACAACAACUGAAGCAACCACAACCACAACAGAGGCCCCCACAACAACCACAACUGAAGCAACCACAACUACAACUGAAGCAACCACAACAACAACAGAGGCCCCCACAACAACCACAACUGAAGCAACCACAACCACAACUGAGACACCCACAACAACAACAACUGAAGCAACAACAACUACAACUGAAGCAACAACAACCACAACUGGGGCACCCACAACAACAACAACUGAAGCAACCACAACCACAACAGAGGCCCCCACAACAACCACAACUGAAGCAACCACAACUACAACUGAAGCAACCACAACAACAACAGAGGCCCCCACAACAACCACAACUGAAGCAACAACAACUACAACUGAAGCAACAACAACCACAACUGGGGCACCCACAACAACGACAACUGAAGCAACCAUAACCACAACAGAAGCCCCCACAACAACCACAACUGAAGCAACCACAACAACAACUGAGGCCACUACAACCACAACUGAGGCCCCUACAACAACCACAACUGAAGCAACCACAACAACCACAACUGAAGCAACAACAACCACAACUGAAGCAACAACAACCACAACUGAAGCAACAACAACAACAACUGCAGCAACCACCUCCACACCUGAGGCAACUACAACCACAACUGAAGCACCCACAACAACCACAACUGAAGCAACAACAACCACAACGGAGGCCACUACAACCACAACUGAGGCCCCUACAACAACCACAACUGAAGCAACCACAUCAACCACAACUGAAGCAACAACAACCACAACUGAAGCAACAACAACCACAACUGAAGCAACCACAACCACAACUGAGGCAACUACAACCACAACUGAAGCACCCACAACAACCACAACUGAAGCAACAACAACCACAACUGAGGCCCCUACAACAACCACAACUGAAGCAACAACAACCACAACUGAGGCAACUACAACCACAACUGAGGCACCCAAUUCAACCACAACUGAAGCAACAACAACCACAACUGAAGCAACAACAACAACAGCUGGGGCACCCACAACAACGACAACUGAAGCAACCACAACCACAACAGAGGCCCCCACAACAACCACAACAGAAGCAACCACAACAACUGAAGCAACAACAACCACAACUGAAGCAACAACAACCACAACUGAAACAACAACAACAACAACUGGGGCACCCACAACAACGACAACUGAAGCAACCACAACCACAACAGAGGCCCCCACAACAACCACAACAGAAGCAACCACAACAACAACUGAAGCAACAACAACCACAACUGAGACCCCUACAACAACCACAACUGAAGCAACAACAACAACAACAACUGAGGCACCCACAACAACCACAACUGAAGCUACAACAACAACCACAACUGAGGCACCCACAACAACCACAACUGAAGCAACCACAACCACAACUGAAGCAACAACAACCACAACUGAGGCACCCACAACAACUACAACUGAAGCAACAACAACCACAACUGAAGCAACAACAACAACAACUGCAGCAACCACCUCCACACCUGAGGCAACUACAACCACAACUGAAGCACCCACAACAACCACAACUGAAGCAACAACAACCACAACUGAGGCCCCUACAACAACCACAACUGAAGCAACAACAACCACAACUGAGGCAACUACAACCACAACUGAGGCACCCACUUCAACCACAACUGAAGCAACAACAACAACAACUGGGGCACCCACAACAAAGACAACUGAAGCAACCACAACCACAACAGAGGCCCCCACAACAACCACAACAGAAGCAACCACAACAACAACUGAAGCAACAACAACCACAACUGAGUCACCCACAACAACCACAACUGAAGCUACAACAACAACCACAACUGAGGCACCCACAACAACCACAACUGAAGCUACAACAACAACCACAACUGAGGCACCCACAACAACCACAACUGAAGCAACCACAACCACAACUGAAGCAACAACAACCACAACGGAGGCCACUACAACAACCACAACUGAAGCAACAACAACCACAACUGAAGCAACAACAACCACAACUGGGGAACCCACAACAACGACAACUGAAGCAACCACAACCACAACAGAGGCCCCCACAACAACCACAACUGAAGCAACCACAACUACAACUGAAGCAACCACAACAACCACAACUGAAGCAACAACAACUACAACUGAAGCAACAACAACCACAACUGGGGCACCCACAACAACAACAACUGAAGCAACCACAACCACAACAGAGGCCCCCACAACAACCACAACUGAAGCAACCACAACUACAACUGAAGCAACCACAACAACAACAGAGGCCCCCACAACAACCACAACUGAAGCAACAACAACUACAACUGAAGCAACAACAACCACAACUGGGGCACCCACAACAACAACAACUGAAGCACCCACAACCACAACAGAGGCCCCCACAACAACCACAACUGACGCACCCACAAUAACCACAACUGAAGCAACAACAACAACUACUGAAGCAACAACAACUACAACUGAGGCCUCUACAACAACCACAACUGAAGCCCCCACAACAACGACAACUGAAGCAACAACAACCACUACUGAGGCCCCUACAACAACCACAACUGAAGCCCCCACAACAACCACAACUGAAGCAACCACAACCACAACUGAAGCAACAACAACCACAACUGAAGCAACCACAACCACAACUGAGGCCCCCACAACAACCACAACAGAAUCAACCACAACCACAACUGAAGCAACAACAACCACAACUGAAGCAACAACAACCACAACUGAAGCAACAACAACUACAACUGAGGCCUCUACAACAACCAUAACUGAAGCACCCACAACAACGACAACUGAAGCAACAACAACCACUACUGAGGCCCCUACAACAACCACAACUGAAGCCCCCACAACAACCACAACUGAAGCAACCACAACCACAACUGAGGCAACUACAACCACAACUGAGGCACCCACAACAACAACAACUGAAGCAUCCACAACAACCACAACUGAAGCAACAACAACCACAACAGAGGCCACCACAACAACAACAACUGAGGCACCCACAGUUGAAGCAACAACAACCACAACUGAAGCAACAACAACCACAACUGAAGCAACCACAACCACAACUGAAGCAACAACAACCACAACUGAAGCAAUCACAACCACAACUGAGGCCCCCACAACAACCACAACAGAAUCAACUACAACCACAACUGAAGCAACAACCACAACUGAAGCAACCACAACCACAACUGAGGCCCCCACAACAACCACAACUGAAGCAACCACAACCACAACUGAGGCCCCCACAACAACCACAACUCAAGCCCCCACAACGACCACAACUGAAGCAACAACAACCACAACUGAGGCAACCACAACCACAACUGAAGCUCCCACAACAACCACAACUGAAGCAACAACAACCACAACUGAGGCCCCGACAACAACCACAACUGAGGCCCCCACAACCACAACUGAGGCCCCUACAACAACCACAACUGAAGCCCCCACAACAACCACAACUGAAGCAACCACAACCACAACUGAGGCAACUACAACCACAACUGAGGCACCCACAACAACCACAACUGAGGCACCCACAACAACCACAACUGAAGCAACAACAACCACAACAGAGGCCACCACAACCACAACUGAGGCACCGACAAUUGAAGCAACAACAACCACAACUGAAGCAACCACAACCACAACUGAAGCAACAACAACCACAACUGAAGCAACCACAACCACAACUGAGGCCCCCACAACAACCACAACAGAAGCAACCACAACCACAACUGAAGCAACAACAACCACAACUGAAGCAACAACAACCACAACUGAGGCCCCUACAACAACCACAACUGAAGCCCCCACAACAACCACAACUGAAGCAACAACAACCACAACUGAGGCCCCUACAACAACCACAACUGAAGCCCCCACAACAACCACAACUGAAGCAACCACAACCACAACUGAGACACCCACAACAACAACAACUGAAGCAACAACAACUACAACUGAAGCAACAACAACCACAAAUGGGGCACCCACAACAACGGCAAUUGAAGCAACAACAACCACAACUGAAGCAACAACAACCACAACCGAGGCACCCACAACAACAACAACUGAAGCAACAACAACAACAACUGAGGCACCCACAAAAACCACAACUGAGGCCCCUACAACAACCACAACUGAAGCAACCACAACAACUACAACUGAGACACCCACAACAACCACAACUGAAGCAACAACAACAACAACUGAGGCACCCACAAAAACCACAACUGAAGCAACAUUAACAACAACUGAGGUCCCUACAACAACCACAACUAAAGCAACAACAACCACAACUGAAGCAACAACAACAACAACUGAGGCCCCUACAACAACCACAACUGAAGCAACAACAACCACAACUGAAGCAACAACAACCACAACUGAGGCACCCACAACCACAACUGAGCCACCCACAACCACAACUGAGGUGCCCACAACCAAAACUGAGGCACCCACAACCACAACUGAGGCACCCACAACUACAACUGAUGCACCCACAACCACAACUGAAGCAACAUCAACAACAACUGAGGCCCUUACAACAACCACAACUGAAGCAACAACAACCACAACUGAGGCACCCACAACAACAAUAACUGAGGCCCCUACAACAACCACAACUGAGGCCCCUACAACAACCACAACUGAAGCAACAACAACAACAACUGAGGCACCCACAACAACCACAACUGAAGCAAAAUCAACAACAACUGAGGUCCCUACAACAACCACAACCCAGUCCAGUGUCUACACCUUUUACACCUGCAAAUGCAACUUUAACAACUGUAGCAUCUACAACAUCUACAACUCUACCAACUGCAUCUACAACAACAACAACUGCAGCAUCUACAACAGCUGGAACUGCAAUAAUACCAGUGGUUUUCAGAUCUCGCUCUGA